CAGCCAAUGGGUGAACGGUAUGUUACGGAGUCGGACAUUUCUAAAGGAUGCAAAAGUGGGGCGUUACAGACCUACGUCCACGGUUCAGGAAAUGAUUAAUUCUCCGUUUAUUUUCCCCAUUACGUGUGUCAGAUGGGCUUUGCAGUGUUUUGUAAAGGUGGCCCGUAUCUCUAAGAAGUGAUUCAUGGUCACCUUACAGUCUCAGCAAUGAAGAAGAAGCUGUCUAAUCCAAUGCGUCCCAAGCGCAGCAGGCAGGUCACCACUAGCAAUGACUUUUCCACUGGCCCUGUGCCCUGCUCCACCGCCCCACCGAACUCUGAAACUGUCCCAGAAUCCUCCUCCUCCCCCAUCAGGCACAUGGCCAUGUCCCAGCACAGCCACAACCUCCUCAAGUUCCUGAAUGAGGACCGGACUCGACAAAGGUUCUGCGACGUGUCGGUCUCUGUCGGUGGGAAGCUUUACAGCGCCCACAAGGUGGUGUUGGCUCAUGGUAGCAGCUACUUCCACGCCGAGCUUUCAAAAAACCCUGCCACAGCGCAUGUGACUCUGGACCAUGUGGAGGACUCAGUUUUCCAACACCUGCUUGGCUUUUUGUACACCUCUGAGUGUGUUGUUGCAGAGAUGGACCUCCCGAAUCUAACUGAAGCGGCACGGUUCUUAGACAUGAUGGAUAUACUCAAGCUGCUGUGUGAGGAAGGGGACCCAGUACGUGUGGCCCAGGCUCAGGAUGAGAUAGGAGGGUCUCCUGAGGUGGAAAUGACCUCCAUCGACUCACCACCAGGUGACACAGACAUCCAGAGCCCCUGUGAUGUUUAUUGCAGGGAAAAUCCCUCGCAGGACCGCUUGUCUGAGAGCCACACUGAUGCACAGCAGGAAAUCUCAACUGAGAAAGAGAAGACAGCGGCUACUACACGCAGAUCGGUACGCAGGAGGAGAACACCCACCAAAUAUCAAAGAGACAAUGUCAUCAACACUCCGGAGGAAAAACAAAGGACUGUAGUGCAGAGAGCUAAAGAAAGAAUGGAAGAAGCAGGAAAGUUGGAGUUGGACAAACAAGCGUCUAUACUGGAGGUAGCAGAGACAGCUCAACCAGCUCAGGGGGGAGACAUAGUGGACGAGGAAGGGGAGGAAGAGGAGGGAGACAUGAAUGAAGACGUGCUCACCCGGAGUGAAGACAAGAGUGCAGGGCAGCAGGGUUCAGAGGGAGAAAGGGUGGAGCAGCAGGCGGAUGGAGAGUUGAUUCCAGUUCCAGCAGCAGCAGCAGGAAGCUCCACCAAGAGUCCAGUUUAUCCUGAAGGCCUGGCUCCAGUCAUCAUCCAAACCUCCAGCAAGAAGAUCCUCAAGUGCCCCAAAUGUGACAAGACCUUUGACCGAGCAGGGAAGUAUGAGAGUCACACCAGAGUGCACACAGGAGAGAAACCGUUCCAGUGUGACAUCUGUCUGCAGCGCUACUCCACCAAGUCCAACCUGACCUUCCACAAGAAGAAGCACGACAGUGACGCCCCCUUCCAGAAGAAGGAGCACAAAUGCCCCUUCUGUAACAAACUCCACGCCAGCAAGAAGACCCUGGCCAAGCACGUGAGGAGGUUUCAUCCAGACCACAUCCAAGAGUUUCUCACCAAGAAGAAGAGGAAGAGUGAAGGCUGGAAAUGUACUAUCUGUCAGAAGAUCUUCACCCGUAAGCCUCAUCUGCAGGAGCACAUGAUCCUCCACACGCAGGACCGGCCCUUUAAAUGCUCCUUCUGCGACGAGUACUUCAGGUCCAGGUUUGCCAGGUUGAAGCACCAAGAGAAGUACCACUUAGGUCCUUUUCCCUGUGAGAUUUGUGGGCGCCAGUUUAAUGACACCGGCAACAGAAAGAGGCACAUAGAGUGCACACAUGGAGGAAAAAGAAAGUGGACCUGCUAUGUUUGUGGGAAGUCUGUGCGGGAAAGAACAACGUUGAGAGAGCACUUGAGGAUCCACAGUGGGGAGAAACCUCACCUCUGUAGUAUCUGUGGCCAGAGUUUUCGUCAUAGCAGCUCCUACAGGCUUCAUCUCAGAGUGCACCACGACGACAAGCGCUAUGAGUGUGACGAAUGUGGGAAAACGUUCAUACGCCACGAUCACCUGACCAAACAUCAGAAAAUACACUCUGGGGAGAAGGCCCACCAAUGCGAAGAAUGUGGCAAGUGCUUCAGACGCCACGACCACCUGACGGUCCACUACAAAAGCAUUCACUUGGGAGAGAAAGUUUGGCAGAAGUAUAAAACGGCUGUGCAUCAGUGUGAGGUUUGCAAGAAAGAAUUCAAAGGAAAGUCCAGUCUUGAAAUGCACUUCAGGACACACUCAGGAGAGAAACCCCACAGAUGUCCCGAGUGUAACCAGACAUUUCGCAUAAAGAAGACCCUGACGAAGCACAUGGUGAUCCAUUCUGACGCUCGUCCUUUUAACUGCCCCCAGUGCAGCGCCACCUUUAAAAGAAAAGACAAGCUCAAGUACCACGUCGACCACGUGCACAGUGCCCGCUUCGCUGAGCAGCCCCUCUGCACUGACAAAAUAAUCUCCCUUCCUUUUGAGGAGCCUUCUAAGGGAUACCACGCCGAACCCAAGCAAGUCCUCCAGAGCACGUCUCCUCCCGCUAACGUCUGCGUACCCGUCCCUUUGGUUCCUGUGCAGAUGGCGGGAGGAGCUCAGGAUGCGUCGACUCUCUCCUCCCAAAGUCACAGUGUUGUGAGCAUGCAGGGUCAGGGGCAGCAGCAGAACUCAAGCUACCAGGCUGCUACAGAUCUGGCAUUCUUGGAAAAGUACACCCUGACUCCGCAGCCGGCCAACAUUGUCCACCCCGUGAGGGCCGAUCAGAUGCUGGACCCCCGAGAGCAGUCAUACCUCGGCACCCUGCUGGGACUGGACUCAGCUUCCUCUGUUCAGAACAUCUCCAACUCUGAUCACUCACACUGACAGACAAAAACUGGACCUUUAACUUUAGUUGAAUAACAACUGAAGCUACAGUAUUCACCGCUGAAUUACAUAAGGCAUUCAUUUUUCGUCCCUUUAAAUUAAUUACACUUAAGGCAAAAAGUGUUCUGGUAUAGCCUGCCUCAUUGUCAGCAAAAUAAAUGUAUUUGUGUGAAAUGUACAAAAAUAAGUUAAUUCAUGAAUUAAACUAGUUUUUGUUGUUGUUCCUGUUAAGUAAAAUGAUGACAAAUAUUGCUGUAACUCUAUGAAACUGGAAAGAACAGUUGUGGGAAUGUGUUUGAGAUGGCAACACACUUUAAAUGUUACAAACUCCAAGGCUGCCUCUUUCUUCAGGGUGUAAAUUUACAUUUUAGUUUUUAAAGCUGCAUGAUUUCAUUGGUCUCACAUAAAACCCUUGGUUAUCUGUCAGGUAUUAAUGUUUUUUUAAGAAAUCUGUUGAUUGGCGGACCAGAAAUAAGGAAAACUCACGUCAUUUAUGUAAUAAAAAUAUUAAUAAUUUAUUUGUUCUUACUUGUACAUCUUGCAGGAACUUAUGACCAACCACUAAAACAAAUUGGACCCAAUAAUGAAUUGCCUUACUGAAUGAAUAAAUAUACAUGAUAAUUAAAUAAAGCCACUGCGGUCAGUUUUGUAAUGCUGACUAACCUUUAAUUGUGACCUGAACAUAUAUUAUGAAUUGUGUUAUGCCUCUACAAUAUGUACGUGUAAUUGUGUGGUGCAGGGUUAACAUCAAAGAAAGUAAAGUUCUUACAACGUUCAUAUGAGGUUAGAGUUUGAUGAAGAUAAAAACUGUAAAGUGAAAUCAGUAAUGACAUCACGAGGGGUAAAUUCGGUAUUUCAGUGCUUUGGUUACAUUCAUUUUUGGUUCAAUUUCAAACAUUCUGAAACCGUGGUGGUGCUCCCCUCAAACUUUGUCUUGAUCAAUAAAAUCAGAAUUGAAAUGA
Molecule: messenger RNA, 3902 nt
Organism: Eleginops maclovinus (Patagonian blennie)
Lineage: Eukaryota; Metazoa; Chordata; Actinopteri; Perciformes; Eleginopidae
Gene: zbtb41
Product: zinc finger and BTB domain containing 41
Exons: 11
Coding region: 208-2940 (910 amino acids)
Biological process (GO): regulation of transcription by RNA polymerase II
Cellular component (GO): nucleoplasm
Molecular function (GO): protein binding; DNA-binding transcription repressor activity, RNA polymerase II-specific; RNA polymerase II cis-regulatory region sequence-specific DNA binding
Source: RefSeq, a predicted model, not a curated record